This is a messenger RNA of Drosophila eugracilis, 2129 nucleotides long. RefSeq names its product replication protein A 70 kDa DNA-binding subunit (gene RpA-70). Gene Ontology annotation, molecular function: DNA binding. NCBI's taxonomy places the organism in Eukaryota, Metazoa, Arthropoda, Insecta, Diptera, Drosophilidae. Gene Ontology annotation, cellular component: nucleus. The record is from RefSeq and is a predicted model, not a curated record. Gene Ontology annotation, biological process: DNA recombination; DNA replication; DNA repair. Bases 95 to 1909 code for a protein of 604 amino acids. The transcript is spliced from 4 exons.
UUCCCGCCUCUUAUAGCUUUACUUUGGUUCCAGCCCUCGACGCACGAAAUAUAUUUAUUUGUGAAAUUUUUGAAUUUGCUUGUCAACAAUCAAAAUGGCUUUGUCAUCUUUGUCCACGGGAGUUAUAGCUCGCAUUAUGCAUGGGGAGACAGUGGAGGGCCCGGUGCUGCAGAUUCUGGCAAUCAAGAAGAUCAAUAGCGCUGCGGAUUCAGAGCGCUAUCGCAUCCUGAUAUCCGACGGCAAAUACUUCAACAGCUAUGCUAUGCUGGCUAGCCAGCUAAACGUAAUGCAGCACAAUGGCGAACUAGAAGAGUUUACCAUCGUCCAGUUGGACAAGUAUGUGACCUCAAUGGUGGGCAAGGACGGAGCUGGAAAGCGCGUCCUCAUCAUAUCCGAAUUGACGGUCCUAAAUCCUGGCGCCGAUGUAAAAGUUAAAAUUGGCGAACCGGUAACCUACGAGAAUGCCGCUAAGCAGGACUUGGCGCCAAAGGCAGCAGCAGCUGCUAAUCCCAAGCCCGUUCCCAAAAAAAUAACAGUACACAACAAUAACAAUAACAACGUUGCUUUAAAUUCGUCGAUUAAUUCGGGAAUGACCCAUCCUAUUUCUAGCUUAAGUCCCUACCAAAACAAGUGGGUGAUCAAGGCCCGAGUGACCUCUAAGUCCGGUAUUCGCACAUGGAGCAAUGCUCGCGGCGAAGGCAAGCUGUUUAGCUUCGAUUUGAUGGACGAAUCGGGCGAAAUUCGGGCCACUGCCUUCAAGGAGCAGUGCGACAAGUACUUCGACCUCAUCCAAGUGGACAGCGUGUACUACAUCUCCAAGUGUCAAUUGAAACCGGCUAACAAACAGUACUCUUCGUUGAACAAUGCAUACGAAAUGACAUUUUCGGGAGAAACGGUUGUCCAGCUGUGCGAGGAUGCCGACGAUGAUCCUAUUCCGGAAAUCAAGUACAACCUUGUACCCAUUUCCGAAGUGUCGAGCAUGGAGAACAAGGCGUCGGUGGACACAAUUGGAAUUUGCAAGGAAGUCGGCGAGGUUCAAUCUUUCGUGGCCCGCUCUACAAACAAGGAGUUUAAGAAGCGUGAUAUUACGCUGGUAGACAUGAGUAACUCUGCUAUUAAUCUCACUCUCUGGGGCGAUGAAGCCGUUAACUUCGAUGGACAUGUGCAGCCCGUGAUCCUGGUCAAGGGGACUCGCAUUAAUGAGUUCAAUGGCGGCAAAUCCUUAAGCCUUGGUGGCGGCUCUAUUAUGAAGAUUAACCCAGACAUCCCCGAAGCCCACAAACUGCGCGGCUGGUUCGACAACGGAGGUGGCGACAAUGUCGCCAACAUGGUCUCAGCACGAACAGGUGGAGGUAACUUCUCCACCGACUGGAUGACGCUAAGAGAUGCACGGGCUCGAAACCUCGGCAGCGGCGACAAGCCAGACUAUUUCCAGUGCAAGGCAGUGGUGCACAUUGUUAAGCAAGAAAAUGCUUUCUAUCGCGCUUGUCCUCAAACCGAAUGCAACAAAAAGGUGGUGGACGAGGGUAACGAUCAGUACCGCUGCGAGAAAUGCAACGCACUGUAUCCCAACUUCAAGUACCGACUACUAAUCAACAUGAGCAUUGGCGACUGGACUUCGAACCGCUGGGUUAGUAGCUUCAACGAGGUCGGCGAACAGCUUCUUGGUCACACUUCGCAGGAAGUUGGCGAGGCACUUGAGAACGACCCCUCCAAGGCAGAGCAGAUUUUUUCCGCACUCAACUUCACAUCGCACAUCUUUAAGCUGCGCUGCAAGAACGAGGUGUUCGGCGAUAUGACCCGCAACAAGCUUACUGUGCAGUCCGUGGCUCCUAUUAAUCACAAGGAGUAUAACAAGCACUUGCUCAAGGAGCUGCAGGAGUUGACCGGCAUUGGCUCCUCAAACUAAUUUUCAUGCGCAGCGCGUUUAUGAAAGUAUCCAGUAACUAGAAACUAAUAUAUUCAUAUAAGGUCUUUCCAAAUAUUGUAAAAUCGUGAGUUAUCUCAGUCACUACUUUUUCUAAAUGGGGAUUCUCUUUAGUCUGUAUUCAUUAUUUUUAAAAAGCAUAAUAUUGUAACUUGAUAACAGCUACCCACAAUUAUAAUAAAUAUCAAUUUGUUGCAAAAAA